Messenger RNA from Olea europaea var. sylvestris, 2865 nucleotides. Its product is annotated as WEB family protein At5g55860-like. The record is from RefSeq and is a predicted model, not a curated record. The transcript has 3 exons. NCBI's taxonomy places the organism in Eukaryota, Viridiplantae, Streptophyta, Magnoliopsida, Lamiales, Oleaceae. The coding region runs from base 654 to 2609 and encodes 651 amino acids.
AAUUUUCAACGUCUACUGUUUAAAUUUUUUUCUUGACAACCCUCUUCUGUUUUCUUGCCUUUAUUCAACCAAAAAAAUCGUUUUCUGAGUUAUUAGAAAAGUAAAGAAUUUAUCUUUUGAUCCUCUUUUGUGUUCUCUUGGCUGCAUAUAUUGUGAUGUGAUUUUCUUGGGCUCUUAGAAUUUCAGAAUCUUGGAUUUUUCUUUGUGGUUUGUUGCUUAUGCUUCUUAGAUUCUGAUAAGAAGUUUGACUUUGGAAGACCAUUGAAAAUUGAAGAAGCUGAUCAAAAUUUCCACUGUUAAUGAGAUUUAAAAAAAAAAAAAAAAAAAAACCCUUUUUGGGAUUUGAAGUUUUGAUGAUUUCUAGAGUGUACAGUAACCUUUUGUGACUUUUGUCUCCUUGCUCCCUCUCUGGUAUGAUUAGGGUUUUUGAGUGAGUAAUUAUGAGUUCUUGUACUUUUCAGUUUUAACCUUCUGCUCCUCUUGUUUAAUUAUUACUUUACUUUUUUGCUUUCACCUUUGAGUGAGUAAUUAUCUUGUUUCAUGUGAAUUCAGGUUUCCCCAUAUUAUUAUUUUUUUUGAUAAAUUCAAGAUUAAGAAGUCUUCUGAAGCAUAAAUUUUCAGUCGAGAGUUGGAGUUAGAACAGGUGAAGAAUUAUGGUGGCAAAAGACUAUCAAAAAACCAAAGGAUCUACCAAAGGCGAGGUUGGAGAGAUUGACACUAGCGCACCAUUUCAAUCAGUCAAAGAUGCUGUCUCUUUAUUUGGCGAAGGCGCCUUUUCAGGAGAAAAACCUGCCAUUAAAAAGUCGAAACCACGUUCUGCUGAAAGAGUGCUGGCAAAAGAGACUCAGCUUCACUUGGCCGAGAAAGAGUUGAAUAAGUUGAAGGAACAAUUAAAAAAUGCUGAGACCACUAAAGCGCAGGCUCUUGUAGAGCUUGAAAGAGCUAAACAGGCUGUUGAGGAUCUUACGCGGAAGCUUCAAACUAUCAAAGAAUCAAAGGAUUCAGCAGUUAAGGCUACAGAAGCAGCUAAGUAUCAUGCAAAGCAAUUUGAAGAAUCUGGCAACAGCAAUUCAAAAGAAACUAAUGGAUCUUCCAACAUGGAUCAAGAAACUGCACGGGUUCAGUACAUGGCUGUAAUGGCUGAACUUGAUCUGGCAAAGAAGGAGCUGCGGAAAUUCCGUCAGGAAUAUGAUGCAUCUGUGGAAGCAAAAAAUACUGCCAUCAAGCAAACAGCAGAAGCCAAAAAUGCUACUAAAACAAACAUGGAGAGAGCCAAUGAGCUAUCAAAAGAAAUCAUAACUGUACAGGAGUUGAUUCAGCAAGUGAAGAUGGCAAGUUCACAAGCACGGGAAGAGGAAGCAAGGGUCUAUUCUGAGAAGGAUGUCUACAAGCAGUCUUAUAAAGCCAAACUCGAAGAAUCUGCGAACAAAUUGCUUGCUUUGAAGAAAGAUAUUAAUCCUGAACUCACUAUGAAGUUGGAAACUGACCUAGCUGAAAUUAUGUCAGAAAUUGAAGUGCUACGUAAAGAGACGGAUAAUGCAAGGGCUUCGGAUCUUGGUUCUGUGAAGACGGUUACUUCAGGGUUGGAUGGUGCUAAAGAAUCAUUACAAAAAUUGGCAGAUGAGGGGAACUCUCUGAGAAGCCUGGUGGAGACCCUUAAGUUAGAAUUGGAUAACGUUAAAAAAGAGCAUUCAGAAUUGAAGGAGAAAGAAGCAGAAACAGAAUCUGUUGCAGGUAAUCUGCACGUGAAACUCCGGAAAGCCAAGUCCGAGCUCGAAGCAGCCCUUGUUGAAGAAGCCAAAGUACGAGGAGCAUCUGAUGAAAUGGUUGCUACAAUCCACCAGGUAUCGUUGGAGACAGAAAAUGCAAAACGUGAAGUUGAAGAAAUGAAUCAGCAAGCAGAACAACUUAAGAGAGAAGCAGAAGCCACUAGAAUUGACUUAGAAGCAGCGGAAAAGAAACUAUUAGUUGCAUUGGAAGAAGCUGAAGAAGCGAAGGCAGCUGAGGCUAAAGCCCUAGAUGAAAUCAAGAUGCUGUCUGAGAAGACUGAUGCUGCACGUGCUUCGACUUCCGAUCCAGGUGCCCAGAUCACACUAUCAAGAGACGAGUUUGAAUCAUUAAGCCGAAAGGUUGAAGAAUCUGAAAAAUUAUCAGAAAUGAAAAUUGCAGCGGCUACGGCUCAGGUAGAAGCCGUGAAAGCGAGUGAAAGUGAGGCCCUUAAGAAGUUGGAUGCUACCCAGAAGGAGAUCGAGGAUAUAAAAGCUGCUACCAAGGAGGCACUGAAGAAAGCAGAGAUGGCAGAGGCAGCCAAGAAGGCGGUCGAGGGAGAGCUUAGAAGGCGGCAUGAACAGGAGCAAAAGAAGGCAGCAGAAGCAGCAGCGCGGAUUCUUGCAGAAACAGAAAAGUCUUUUCAAUCAUCUCCUCGUAUUUACCAAAUCCAAAAGCAGAAUCUUCCAGAAAAAGUAAAGGACACGCGAAAACUAGAAAAAGCAAAGACUUCCUUGAGAAAGAAAGUUCUUAUGCCUAGUCUAACUGGAAUAUUCAAGAAAAAGAACCAAGUGGAGGGUGCUUCUCCUUCUUACUUGCCUGGUGAGAAGCCUGUGUGGUAAAUUUGCUAGCUAUCGAAGGUUGACAAAACCUCGUUAAUAUCUUGGAUUGUGCAUAUCCUAAGAUCAGGGAAUUCUUCGUUGUAAUUCCCCUUUUCUCCCUGUUUUAAGGGGAGUCGGCCAAAAAUUACCGUGUGGCGAACUUGGUUUAAUUAUUGUAAAGAUGUAGUUGUUACCUCUGCGUGUUUUUUCUCGUUGAAUGCAUAAUGUAAUUGUUCAGUAUCCUCCGCAAUGGCAAUUCCUAUUAUCUUUGAAACGA